CCGGAAGUGGUCGGGUUUGCUGACGUGUUGAGAGGCGCUCCGAUGAUCCUGCGGAGUGUGGCGGGUGGAUAGCCGGCAUGGAGGUCCUUUACCAUCAGACCAACAAGCAGAUCCAUGAAGUUCAAUCGUACAUGGGCCGUCUGGAAACCUCAGACAAGGAGUCUGUUCAUUUGGUAGAAAAUGAAAUUCAGGCACGAAUAGACAGAAUUUUUAGCAAUUUAGACCGGCUGGAAAUCUUCUGCAGCAAGGAACCUCCAAACAAGCGGCAAAAUGCCAAACUCCGGGUUGACCAGUUGAAAUAUGACAUUCAGCAUCUGCAGACAGGAUUGCGAAAUUUCCAGCAUCGCCGUUAUGCACGGGAGCAGCAAGAAAGACAACGUGAGGAGCUUCUGACUCGAACGUUCACCACUAAUGAUUCUGACACCACCAUUCCAAUUGACGAAACAUUACAAUUUAAUGAAUCCCUUCAAAAUGCACACCGUGGCAUGGAUGAUCUUAUUGGCAGCGGAACCAGCAUCCUACAGGGCCUGAGGGAUCAGAGAGUGACAUUAAAGGGCACCCACAAGAAAAUAAUGGAUGUUGCCAAUAUGCUCGGUUUAUCUAAUACAGUCAUGCGUCUCAUUGAGAAACGUGCCUUCCAGGAUAAGUACUUCAUGAUUGGUGGCAUGCUGGUGACAUGCGUAAUCAUGUUCCUCGUAGUGCAGUAUUUUACUUGAAAGGCUAAAGAACACGCUACCGGACUGGGUUGGACUUCCUUUCUACUCUGACUUCCAGCAUAACUGUGAAUCUCCUGGAUUGGCUACAGCUGCCAUGUGACUCAUACGAUGCUCGAGUUGAGUGGCUUUUAUAGAUUCUGCCGUUGGUGUGCAGAGAUGCUUAUCUACACAACACCAUCAUUUUCAGUCAUUUAGCGGGCAUGUUGCCCAUGUGACUCUCAGGCUUAGUCGACGAGGGCAUGAGUUGUCUCCUUUAUUUCUCUUAAUAAUCCUGGCAUAAGUUAUAAAGCCUCUCAACAAAGUGCUCAACAAAGAAAGUAUUACUAUUGGAUCUAUAGAUUUCAUAGUUCCUCAAGAUCUAGAUGUCUAUGAAUACUGUAAUUAUUGGUGAAAAUGAAGCCGCUUGGCUUGAAGGACUUGUUGGCUUAACUUAUUGCAGGUGUGGGACAUAGGGAGACUGUCUUGUUCCCAGCAAUGAUUAAAAUAAAUAGAAAUCCUUUUAGUCCAUGUGCAAUGGUGAUGGUUUUUGAUAAUUAUAGAUUCUGUGUCUAUCAUUUGUCUAGCGUAAACAGACUGUGAAGACUAGCUGAACAAUAGUGUAGUAACUCACUUUGAAGUAAACAAUGGAUGUGUUAGGGACCAUGAUAAUUUAGAUACAUGUGCUAAUGCUCUCUGUAGCAGAAUCCUGCUUUUAGUAUUGGGAAAGAAGUGUGGGACUUGCUGCUUACCAUACAAGGGAAUAACAAACUUCCUUACAAAAUGCAUUUAUAUGUGUGUGUUUUUUAAAAAAUUUAUACUUAGAAUCACUGGUUCACAGUUUAUCCAUUGUAUUUGUCACAGAAGUGUCAUCUUUUAAUCCCCCAGCUUUUUAUGCAUUCAGUUUCUUCUAUUUUUCAUGAAUGCAAAAUUCAUUAAUUAUUUCUGCAAUUUUAUGCUCCAAAAAAGCUCUGAACUUUUUAUACCGUGAGAUUUAACAAGAUGAAUUUAGCCACUUUUAAGUCUAAAGUAUAUAAUUCCUAAUGGAUUUGGGGAAGGGGGCUGGGGUGAUAUUGAAAUCUUGUGCAGAUCUCCCAAAAAACAGAGUUAAAUCGAAAACUUCCAGGUAAAUGCAUAUAAACUAGUAUUUUGAUAUCUCAAAUCCAUUGUUCUUUUUUCCAAUAGGGCCAAUAUUAUUGUUCUAUUUGAAAAACCUGAUUGUGAGUAAAUGAACAGCAUAGAUGUUGUUCUACAUUACAGCAAAUUAUGUGGGCUGUUCUGUAUUGUAAAUCUCAAAGAUUUCAAGAAAUCCUUAUAGCUGACAUAUCCUGUAUUGUGAAUUUUCUGAUUGCAAAUGACUGUUAGUUGGCCCAGGUUAAUUGGACUGACUGUCCAAUUAACCUGGGCCAACUAAGGUAUAUUAUCAAGGCUUAACUGCCAUUUUCUACAUUCCCAAAUUCAUUAAUACUACUAUAUGCUAAAAUAGACAUCCAGGCAUCAUGUACAAAUUGCAAUCUGGCCAUGUUCCUGAUAACAAUUUAUUUUAUUCUUGCUCUAUUUUUACUGAUAAGAAUAUUGUUUCAGUAAGUUUAAGAAGAUUAGAAAUACUUUCAAAACAGAUAUGGAAAAUAUUCAACAGUAAUUAUAGCUUCAUUCUGUAUUUCCCCCCCUUAUGCUGUAUUGACCUACACUUUUAAAUUAAAGUUCCUUUUUUUCCUUUAAAGAGUCACAUGCUUUGCCUUACAGGAAGUAUUUAAUUGAAAUAUGACUAGAUGUUAAUUAAGUUUAUUGUCAUGCUAUAUCAUGCAUUUUUUAAAAGGUAAAAUAUGAAGUACGGAUUUACGUGGUGAAAGAUUUUUUUUGAAGGAUGUAUUUCUGAGUGGGAGGGAUACUAUGAGAACAAAUUGUAUUAGAUAUUGGAAAGCCCUUGAAUCUUAAUUUUCAAAUUAAUGUUAUCUUUAGAAACAUUCAGUCUGCCUUACGAAGCCCUUAGUAAUGGUAGGUAUAAUAUAAGUAAACAGAUUAUUAUAAACAGCCAUAAAUGGAGGUAACUGGAACUUUAAACAUAGAUCCUUAAAAUGAAUUAGAGAGCUUGCAUAGGCAGUAGAAUUAUACAUGAAAAAAUUGAAAAAAGAUUGAAAGCCUCUAAAUGUGUAUGGGUAUGUGGCAGAAUACUCUAUGUACCUCCAAAUUUGUGGAAUGCUGGCAACAGUAUGUUGGCUUGCAUAUUGCACAAAUCUCGUGAUGGGAUCCUACUGGUUUAACAACAGGUUCGAUGAUCGUGCGCACAUGCACAGUUUUGAGAAAAAGCACCUUCUGCAUUAUUGCUGGGGAGGAAAAUAGCUGAGAUGUGGCAAUCUGCUCUGCUGCGGGACUCAGUUGGGAAAAUAUAGGUGAGUUAAGCGCAGGGGCAGGUGGCUGGGCAGGUAGGCACACUUCAUUGUUGGAGUGAGCCGGUUCGUUCCCAGCUGAGCUACUGGUUCACCCGAACUGGUCCAAUGGUAGAAUCCCACCCUUGCCUAAAUCAGACAUGCAUCUGAGGCUGUUC
Molecule: messenger RNA, 3240 nt
Organism: Thamnophis elegans (Western terrestrial garter snake)
Lineage: Eukaryota; Metazoa; Chordata; Lepidosauria; Squamata; Natricidae
Gene: GOSR2
Product: golgi SNAP receptor complex member 2
Exons: 6
Coding region: 78-716 (212 amino acids)
Biological process (GO): vesicle fusion; intra-Golgi vesicle-mediated transport
Cellular component (GO): SNARE complex; late endosome membrane; endoplasmic reticulum membrane
Molecular function (GO): SNAP receptor activity; SNARE binding
Source: RefSeq, a predicted model, not a curated record